AACGGAGCGAGGAUACACUCUUUUGAGUUUUUAUAAGAAAGUAUAUUUUCCAGUUGAGGCAGAUUUUUACUACAUGGGCGCAAUUUGAUUCUGCAUUUUAGAACGCAUCAGGACUAAAAUAUAUUAUUUUUCCUGCUAUCUGAGCCUCGGCAUGUUCUUAGCAUGUUCUUAAAAUUUAGUGAAAUUUCAGACUUGAAUUUCUUAUAAAAAAGGUGUCUUUAAAAAAAGAAAGAGUGUACAGAUUAGAACGAACGAGCGGCCGAGAGUGCGGUGUGAGAAGGUGUAGAGGUGAAAGAUUAGUUCAAUGUUACAACGAAGGAGACGUUAUAUUGAGUUGUUUAAAUAAUAGUGAUUGAUGCUUGAAUUUUUUUUUAAAACAACCAAAGGCAAAUAAAUAAAUCUAAAUAAAUAAAAAUAAAAAAUGUGACGAGCCUGCAGAAAAUCAUCUGCUUAGUCAGCAGACAUACUUGCGACAGUAGCCUCGUUUUCAUGAUGGGCCUGGUUGAAUAGUUCCAACUUACUAAGUUUCUUCGUAAAACACCAAUUAUUUACAAAAUUCACGAAAAAUCACAGUAAUAUUGCAAUGCAUAUCAGAGACAAAAUGUAAUAGACCCUUAGAAGAAUUUUUGCAAAUUUUUUACCUGGAUAGGCUGAGAUAUCUUGUGUUUUAUGUUUGCGCGCUGACGCAAAGAUGGCGACAUCUUUCUGUUGUUGGAGGAAAAGGUAGCGAAGGUUUAUACCAACUAGAAGUCUAAAUACAUGCACUGUUGAAAUGGCAUCAAACGAGGCUUCCCUUCAUUCCCUUGAAGCUCUUAUGGAUGAGUUCUUUUGUGGAAAUGCAGACAAUAACAGAAAGAGAGAAAUCGAACAUGUGCUCCAUAAUUUUGGUCAGCAGUCGGGAGCGUGGCAUCACUGCGUGUAUUUUCUGAGCAACAGUCGGAAUCAUUAUGUUCUGAUGUAUGCUAUAUCAAUAUUUGAGAAUUUGAUAAACAAACAAUGGAUCGGUACCCAGCCAUCGGACAAGACGGAAAUCCGAUCAUUCCUCAAGCAGUACUUGUUGUCACAACACAAGGCUCUUCCGGCAUUUGUCAGGAACAAGCUGGCCAAGGUCAUAGUAGACAUGGGUAGACUAGAUUGGCCACAUUUUUACCCUAACUUUCUCUCUGAUAUCAUGGAGCUUAUUCAGCAGCCUUCAAACACUAGCCUCGGCCUUAUCAUGCUACAAACCACCUCUGAGGAGCUGGCCUCACCCCGUGAAGACCUCAGUAUUGCACGUCGCACAGAGUUACACCGACUGCUCCUACAUGAGGUCCCAGCCAUCCUCUGCCUACUGACUCAGCUGCUCGACCGAAUACUGGACAAGCACCGUCGUCUAGCAUCCACAGUCACCCCUCCACCCUCGCCAACACAUGGUGUAGCCUCUACGCAUAGUGCCAGCCCAACUGUCUCAAACAGUAGCACCCUCUCCCUCUGUUCCACUUCCCCCCUGACGGAUGCACCUCACCAUGUCUCAAAUCCUCUAGUUGGAAGACUGUUGAAUCAGUCACCCAAAUCUCGGCAAAACUUUGGACACCCUCUGCCAUCACUGGACCCGGACGCCGAGGAGAUCAGCUGUUUGACUCUUAAGUGCCUGGCACAUCUGUUCAGUUGGAUUCCGUUGUCGAGUACAAUCAAGCCUGCACUACUGGGGACAGUGUUCUACUUUGCUGAGUUUGGCUGUAAUGGUAUAUCGGGUGGUGGUGGUGGUAGUGUUGUCUGCAACCCUGAUCUAGGUGUACUUGCCAUGACAUGCAUUAAUGAGCUUCUGUCUAAGAACUGCGUCCCACAGGAGUACGAAGAGUAUCUUUUGAAGCUGUUCCAACAAACAUUCCAACUUCUGCAGCGCAUAACCAAAGAUAGUGCCUCAUCAUCAGACGACCACCUUUCUGAACUUGAUGAUAGCUACCUGAACAAGUUUACAGAGUUCCUACACCUGUUCGUCAGCAUCCACCUUCGGCGUUUUGAGAACAGCUCCCUUUUCCCAAUCCUGGAGCUCCUGACUCUGCUGUAUAAAUACACCUUCCAUCAGCCUCAAAAUGAAGGAUUUUUCAACUGCCUGGACACAUGGUCUGUUUUCCUGGAAUAUCUGACAUCAAAGGUGUCCAGCGCUAGAAGAGAUAAGCUAGCAGAAGCAGAGGCCACUGUAUCAAGAUACAAGGAUGUGCUUAUGCUACUACUGAAUGAUAUUCUGAAAAAGAUACAGUUCCAUCACAAUCAUGAUCAGUUGGAGGAACUGGAUGACUCGGAUAUGGAUGAUAAUGCUGAGACUGAGUGGCAGGCCUUUCAGCGCAAUUGCCUCGAGAUUGUUGCCAAGCUUGCCGAACUGUUGCCAGCAGAGGCUUUUACUGCCCUGUUUCCCUUGUUCAGCAAAUACAUUGAUGUUUAUUUGGGUCUUGGACAGUUCAUCACGAAAACAGCAGAAGGUACCUUUCACAUGGAUCUAGGAGGAGAGAUGGAGUGCCGUCAGCUGCACUGUAGUCUGCGAGAUCUCUCCACGAUAGAGCGUGCCCUUGGCAGGCUAGUGGAGCACUUUAUUGGCGAAGUGAACUUUGGCAACAGAUUCAGUGAUGGCGAGGCUAUUGUCGACAGGUUUUGCCAUGUUGCAUUAUUUGGGACCCAGAUGAAACUGUACUCCAUCAAGUCUACUAUGCCAUCGCUUCUACAGCCAGACCUUAUAGAAGUUCAUGCCCAGGCCCUCGCAGCCUUGCAGGCCUACUGCCAUUGGUUGAGUCAAUUCUACCUUGAAAGUCAACGACAACAGCAGCACCAUGACAAGUUUGCCACGCUGGUAUCCACGAUCAUCAACGCCCUCAUUCCACUCCUCAGCAAAGAGGUCCCUCACCGCGUGUCGCUACCCGCGUGUCACCUUCUCAACUCCCUGACGAGCACCGUACGCCCUUCAUUCUUUAUAGCGCUAGACAAGGUCCAGAGCUUGUACCGGGACAUCAGCAAUGGAAGUCUGGGCGGGGUACCCUUGGAGAUUCAAGUAUUGGUGUUCAGAAGCUUGUCCAACGCCCUGGUGUUACCCUGGCCAUACGUAUCUGGCAAUGAACAGCAGUGGGAGAUGCGUUCCCAGAACCACCUGAGCCUUAUCAAGGGCCUGACGUCACGCUACAAGGAGAUGACGUCAUCACCCGGUUUCUCCACCAGUAAGGAACUCCAGCAAGCGGCCAAACCGAGCCUGCAGUACACGCUUCAUAUAUUACAAGACCUGGUGUCAGCGGUUGCGGAAGACCAGGUUACCAAGACCAAGGUGAUUCUGUACCAUUCCAUUCAAGAUGUUGUGCAGCUGACUUUGACCGUGUUCCCGCUUUACGCCAACGAGCCUGACGCCAUCGACGCUAUUCUAGGCUUCCUCCUUGCACUCUUCCAAAGCCUCAAGAUCCAGAUCGGUACCGCGGUCACUGAGCAGAUCGUCCAGCGGUUGAUGUCAAUCUUCACUCGUGACCAGCUCUACGCGACGAUUGUACACGAGAGUAGCCUGGGAUCCAGAGUGGUGGAGAAAUUCCUUCGACUGCUUCAGUUACUGGUACAGGAACCCGCUGCGUCGUUUAAGGCGUUUUUACCGGGCAUUAUAUCACUCAGUAUGGACCAGUUAUAUCCAAUACUCGCAGAGAGAAAACGUCUGCGCUACAAACACAACUAUCACUGCUUGCGCCAGUCCCCCGAUAUUAAAACCGAGUUCUUCGAGCUCCUUCAUCAGCUUUUACUUCACAACUGGCGUUACUUCUUUCGCACAUCUCUGCUGGCCAAAAUGUCUGCAGGCGAGGAGCAAGUCGAGAACCAAUCACAGUUCGUCUCUAUGUUACAAGCAUUCGGUCAGUCUUUCCUCCAACCCGACAUCACGAUUUUCAGACAAAAUCUCGAAGCUCUGGAGAACUUGAACUCAAAAUGCAAACUCUAUCAGAAGGGUAUUUUCCGUUCCAACAUGCUGUUACAGUUCGUGAACGUUUUAACGCAAGCACUGGUGCACCGGUCACAUGACCUGCUGCAGGAUGAAAUUAUUAUCACCAUCUAUAACAUGGCCGCUGUAGACUGGGACCAAUUCUUUGCAUCCUUCCUCCCACAGUUCCUUGUGGGCUGUGAGGGGCUUACAGAGAAUCAGAAAUCUGAAUUGAGGAACAACUUUAGGCAGGAUAAGGAUCUGCCCUCUUUUACCCACGGUAUCCAGAGAUUUAUUGCAGACUUACGCUACUACCGUCUGUGUAACAGCAGCUUGCCACCAGGAACCGUCAAAUUUUGAUUAACACUUGCGCUGCUUUGGAUUUCUGUGGUUGGCUAUGAGGCAAGAGGAACUGGGGAGAGGGUUUACGGUGACUUCACAUCUCCAACCACAGGAAACCCAAAAAACAACCCGAUAUGAACUUCGGGUACUACGCUGGCGCUAUUUUUAUCUGGUAAGAAACAACCCAGCGCCACGAACUGUCGAGAUUUAAGACCAGGCGGCGUAGCUCAAUGAAAACCUUCGCUUCAAGGUUUGUGUCUACUCCCUGCUCAAGGCCAAGAUGAUUGACAGGGGUGAAUAACAUAUCGAAUAUAAUAUGAAGUGCAUUCAAGAAACCUGUAAACUACGGCAACAUCUCUAACCUUGGCAAUCACUAACUGGUAAUGGUGGAGAAACUGCAUAUACACCUUUUUCAAAAAACGUCAGUGCAAACGGUAAAUGGCGAUUGGAAAAUGGUAGUUCUACGACCCAAGGGACCCAUGAAUCCCAAAAUAUUUGUUUCAAAUUCAGUAAAAUAUCAAUAAAACGUACAACUAUCCAUUUAAUAUAAUUAAUUUAUUAUAUGGCUACGAUAGUACGCGCGCUGUGAUUGGCUAAUUGGUAGUCGUAUUGCCCGUCUCUGCGGGCAUUACGGAAUUCCGUAUUGCCCUACGAAAAUCUUUUCACAAUCUUCUGUUUUUUGACAUUUCUUUCCACCUUCAAACUGCAAAAUGAGCGACAGCGAGUAGCGAAUUCUAACAUCCAAAAGAAGCAGAAAUGGUUUGUUGGCGGGCCGUCUUUUUCCGUAUCAGGACCGGGAGCUUUUUUGUGUUGUUUUGUUCGGUUGCACAAAUCUCGCUAAAACAAAAUCGUCCAAAACACCAAAGCCACAAAAAAUGGGAAUGGACGAGUACUCUGAGUCGGAGUUUUAUUAUCCUGAAGAGAUUGAAGAGGAAAAUUUUGAAGAAAAAAAAAAUAACGAGCCGGCGAGCGCCACCGAUAAGAAAUACAAAAAUUAAGUUAUUUAUAUCGGAUAGCCAUAGACAA
Molecule: messenger RNA, 5290 nt
Organism: Nematostella vectensis (starlet sea anemone)
Lineage: Eukaryota; Metazoa; Cnidaria; Anthozoa; Actiniaria; Edwardsiidae
Product: exportin-6
Exons: 23
Coding region: 773-4282 (1169 amino acids)
Biological process (GO): protein export from nucleus
Molecular function (GO): nuclear export signal receptor activity; small GTPase binding
Source: RefSeq, a predicted model, not a curated record